Entamoeba dispar SAW760 is the source of this 387-nucleotide messenger RNA. RefSeq lists its product as uncharacterized. The record is from RefSeq and is a predicted model, not a curated record. Bases 1 to 387 code for a protein of 128 amino acids. Lineage: Eukaryota; Evosea; Mastigamoebida; Endamoebidae. The transcript has a single exon.
AUGUACGGUACACCAAAAGGAUAUAUUAGAAACAUCUCAGAAGAAGAGACAGAAAUAGAAGAAAGACCACUUAUACUUGGAGAUUUUAGUAGACUUAUUAAGGAUAUUUCAUUAAUUAAUGAGAAAUGUAAAAUACUAACAGGAGGUUGUGAAUUAACGAUCGGUGAUUAUCCAUUUAUUUCCGUGAAAAAGAUAUUAGAAGGACAUAUUGAGAUUAUAGACGAAUUAGAAGAAGCUGUCAAAUUAUUCAAAAAGAAUAAUAAUCUUCUUAUUGAUAAAAUAAAAGAAGGUAAAAGAAGAGAGGAAAGAGAGAAAAGAAUAGAUGAAGCAGAGAAGAAGAUUAAACAAGAGACAAAACCAGAGAGAAGAAAGACUAGACCUCUCUAG